This is a messenger RNA of Zingiber officinale, 3003 nucleotides long. RefSeq lists its product as uncharacterized. The transcript is spliced from 4 exons. Gene Ontology annotation, molecular function: nucleic acid binding; zinc ion binding. The record is from RefSeq and is a predicted model, not a curated record. NCBI's taxonomy places the organism in Eukaryota, Viridiplantae, Streptophyta, Magnoliopsida, Zingiberales, Zingiberaceae. Gene Ontology annotation, biological process: DNA integration. Bases 1 to 3003 code for a protein of 1000 amino acids.
AUGCCCCCAAGACGAGUUUAUCAAAGGCGUAAGACAAAUGGCCGUGCUGGAGGAGAACGUGAGGUGGAGAGACAUGCUGCGCCUCCCUCACCUCCACUACCAGAUGCUGCUACCCGAAUACUGGAAGGAAUGGCUCAGCUCCUGGAACAACAUACUGGUAACGCCCAUAGGGGACGACAGGAGGACGUGUAUAUGCAGUUCAGGAGGAUGGACCCUAAGGAUUUUGCUGGCACUACUGACCCCUUUGUUGCUGAGGGGUGGAUCCGAUCCUUGGAGGUGAUAUUCCGAUACAUGGACAUGGCUGACGCUGACAAAGUUCGAUGUGCCAUAUAUCUGCUGAAGGAUGAUGCUUUGCUAUGGUGGGAGGGAGCUGAAAAGGGGGUUAAUCAGAAUACCCUGACCUGGGAGGAGUUCAAGGGGAUCUUCUACGACAAGUAUUUUACCGCUGAUGUGAGAUCGAGGUUGAAGAGGGAGUUUAUGAGUCUUCGUCAAGGAGACUUGUCUGUUGCUGAAUUUGUUAAGAAAUUCGAUAGAGGAUGUCAUUUUGUGCCCCUGAUUGCUAAUGAUGCUACAGAAAAAUUAAGGCACUUUCUGGAUGGCCUCAGGCCAACUAUCCGCCGGGAUGUUCUUUUGGCUGAUCCGACUGAAUACCAAGACGCCGUCACUAGAGCCUUCAGAGCCGAGCAGUCUUUGAAAGAUAUCGAGUGGGAAGUGCAGAGAAAGAGGCCUCCUCCACAACAGCAACAGCAGCAGAAUAAGAAGUCAUAUACCGGACCACAGAAAGGGCAAGGACAGUCGAAAUUUCAAGGGAAAAUGAAGCAAUCACCGCAGGAAGCAACUGCCGUCAAGACAGAGGAAAAACCAUUGUGUAAGGAGUGCAAUCGCCAGCACUAUGGCCAGUGCCUGUGGGGCACCUACAAGUGCUUCAAAUGCGGAGGAGACGGGCACAAAGCUAAAGAAUGCCCGAAAUUACGAGAACCGGUGACCGGACGAGCAUUUGUGAUGCAUGCCAAGGAAGCAGAGCCAGACACUACGCUUAUCACAGGUAGGAUAUCCAACGCAGGUGUAGCUACAUAUGCUUUGCUGGAUUCAGGAGCUACACACUCAUUUAUAUCGAAGGCCUUCGUAAAGCGACUAGGAAUUUUACCAGAAGACAAGGGGAUUGUAUUUAGAGUCACUGGACCUUCUGGUGAACAGAUGUUAUCUACCAGGAUGGUGAAGGACAUGGAGCUUAGACUGCAAGAGCAGGUGGUUCAAGCAGAUCUCAUUGUGUUGCCAAUGCCAGAGUUCGAUAUUAUUCUGGGAAUGGAUUGGUUAUCACGGAAUGGAGCUACGAUCGACUUUCGGCGGAGGACAGUGUCCAUCCGAUCACCCCGCGGGGAGCCGUUUAUUUUUGAGGCAACCAGAGACAGACAAAGGCUGCACCUCAUUUCUUGUGUCAGUGCAAGGAAACUCAUGAUGAGGGGAUGUCAGGGAGUUCUAGCAAAUGUUAUUUCCAUACCUGAUGUAGUCAACCAUAAGGUGGAGGAUGUCGAAGUUGCCCGAGAAUUUCCUAACGUAUUCCCUGAGGAUGUCUCUGGUAUUCCUCCGGAAAGAGAGGUGGAAUUUUCCAUUGAGCUGAUACCCGGUACCGUGCCAAUCUCUAAGGCACCGUAUCGACUUGCUCCGACAGAAAUGAAAGAACUGAAGAAUCAGAUUCAAGAGUUGGUAAAAGAAACGGACGUGCACAAGACGGCCUUCAGGACGCGAUAUGGACAUUAUGAGUUUAUGGUAAUGCCAUUCGGAGUGACAAAUGCCCCAGCAAUCUUCAUGGAUCUCAUGAAUCGCAUAUUUCAGCCGUACCUCGAUCAGUUCAUUAUUGUAUUCAUAGAUGACAUUUUGAUCUAUUCAAAGAGCAGGGAGGAGCAUAGUCAACACUUGAGAAUCGCUUUGCAGAUAUUACAAGACCGAAAGUUGUUUGCAAAGUUCAGCAAGUGCGAGUUCUGGUUAGAGAAAGUAGCAUUCUUGGGCCAUGUUAUUUCAAAGGAUGGGGUUGAAGUAGAUCCUAUUAAAGUUGAGGCAGUCAGAGCAUGGCCAAGGCCUAAAAAUGCAACCGAGAUACGCAGUUUCUUGGGUUUGGCGGGCUACUAUCGGAAAUUCAUCAAGGGUUUUUCUUCCAUUGCAGUGCCCUUGACGGCCCUUACGAAGAAGAAUGCUAAGUUUAUAUGGGGGGAUGAUUGUCAAGACAGUUUUGAGCAGUUGAAGCAAGCGCUUACUACAGCGCCAGUUUUAGCUAUGCCAUCAAGUCAGGGAGAGUAUGUGUUGUAUACAGAUGCUUCGAAGCUAGGCUUGGGCGCGGUUUUAAUGCAGCAUGAUCGAGUCAUUGCGUAUGCGUCCCGACAGUUAAAAGUACAUGAAAAGAAUUGUCCUACCCAUGACCUUGAACUGGCAGCGGUUGUGUUUGCCCUCAAGAUCUGGAGACAUUAUUUAUAUGGGGAGAAGUGCAAAAUAUUUACUGACCACAAAAGCCUAAAGUACAUUUUCACCCAGAAGGAGCUGAACAUGAGACAGAGAAGAUGGCUAGAGCUUGUGAAGGACUACGAUUGCGAUAUUCACUACCACCCCGCAGCCAUGGGGACUAAACUAUUGUUUAGUACAGCAUUUCAUCCCCAAACAGAUGGUCAAUCGGAAAGGGUGAUACAAAUUUUAGAAGACUUGCUGCGAGCAUGUGUGAUCGAUUUCCAAGGGGGUUGGGAAUCAAAGCUACCGCUUGUGGAGUUCACUUAUAACAACAGUUAUCAGUCAUCUAUAGGCAUGGCUCCUUAUGAGGCACUUUAUGGAAGGAGGUGCAGAUCCCCCAUCCAUUGGGAUGAAGUGGGAGAGAGGGAAGAGGUGGGACCAGAAAUCGUGAGGCAUACAGCAGACCUAGUAGCCAGGAUUAGAGAGAGAAUGAAGACUGCCCAAAGUCGGCAAAAGAGCUAUGCUGAUAGAAAUAAACUCUUUAUUUUACUUAAGGGGGGCUAA